AUGGGUCGCCGCCAAAGCGACUCUGAACCAUCCCGUUUCAUCUCUCUCACCUUCCUUUUGGUGGGUUUUAUUUCUUGUGCUUUAGUCUACACUGUCCUCUCCGUAGUUCUCAAUGCUAAUACAAAUUCUGAAGGUUCAAUCUUUGAGCCUUUGGCAUUGGCAGAGGAGAGUAAUGAUGGUGGGUGUUGUAGGGGGAUUGAGAAGUUGGAGCUUUGGGGAGCUGCAGUGAAGUGGGGGUCAGAUUUUAAGUUCAAUUCUUCUAAGGAGUGUUGUCAGGCUUGUAAGGCUAUGUGCACCGGCAUUGAUGGGCCUUGUUUAUGCGAUACUUGGGUGUUUUGUGGCAAUAAAAAGGCUUGUGGGUCUAAAUUUGGUGAGUGUUGGCUGAAGAAACAAAAGGAUGUAUUUGCUCCUGAUCGACAGGAAGCAGGUGACCCUGUUAUUUGGACUUCUGGGUUUAUCUUUGGAAAAGGAGAGGGCAUUGUUGGCCUGGAAACAGAAUAUGGCACUCUUCAUAUUAAACUCUUCCCAGACUGUGCUCCCCAUUCUGUAGCCUACAUUCUUGAGUUGCUCACACUACGUCAUUGUGCUGGUUGCCAAUUUUAUCGUGCAGAGGGCCGAGGUCAAUCAUGGGAUUCAGAAGGAAACCACAUAAAAAAGGCUCCUUUGGGCCCUCCUUUUGCAAUCAUUCAGGGGACACUAGAAGCUCAAGGAACAGCAUUCAAGGAAAUGCCAACAGAAGAGUGUCCGUAUAUAAGAAGGGGUUCAGUGGCCUGGGUUGGCUCUGGUCCAGAAUUCUUCAUCAGCCUAGCCAAUCACCCAGAGUGGAAGAAAGCAUACACAGUCUUCGGUUCUGUUCUUCCAGAAGACAUGGAAAUUGCUGAGAAAAUUGCACAACUUCCCACGAAAUCGGAUGUUUGGAACAAUAUUAACGUGUCUGUCUUAGAAAAGCCAGUUCCCUUGUUGGUCCGAAGACUCAAGACGAAUCAGGGAAAUCUUAACACAAAUUUGAAAUCAGAUUAA
Dovyalis caffra is the source of this 1020-nucleotide messenger RNA. NCBI's taxonomy places the organism in Eukaryota, Viridiplantae, Streptophyta, Magnoliopsida, Malpighiales, Salicaceae. The record is from the annotation of a GenBank genome assembly.